This is a messenger RNA of Cladophialophora bantiana CBS 173.52, 1044 nucleotides long. RefSeq lists its product as uncharacterized. NCBI's taxonomy places the organism in Eukaryota, Fungi, Ascomycota, Eurotiomycetes, Chaetothyriales, Herpotrichiellaceae. The record is from RefSeq and is a predicted model, not a curated record. Gene Ontology annotation, cellular component: fungal-type vacuole membrane. Gene Ontology annotation, biological process: basic amino acid transmembrane export from vacuole. The transcript has a single exon. The coding region runs from base 1 to 1044 and encodes 347 amino acids.
AUGUUCCCGCCUCAACAAGGAACCUCGCUCGACAUCGAGGCUCUGUCCGGUAUCUGUGGCUCCAUCUCCAUCGCCUGCUGGGUGGUCGUCUUUUCACCUCAGAUCAUCGAAAACUUCCGGAGAGGGUCGGCCGAAGGGUUAUCGAUUGUCUUCAUCGUCGUGUGGCUGGCGGGCGAUGUCUUCAACAUCCUUGGCGCCGUCCUGCAGGGCGUGCUGCCGACCAUGAUCAUCCUGGCUGUCUAUUACACCCUUGCAGAUAUCGUCCUGCUGGGACAGUGCUUCUACUACCGUGGCUUCACCCUGACCGACUACGUGAAACCCCAGCAUCCGCAAAACGGAGAUGCCGAAACGCGGCCCUUGCUGCACAGCGGUUCGGUGACGCAGCCACCCUCCAGGGACGAACACGAACGUUCGUCCUCGAUAUCACAGCUCCGGCGCCAUCUGUCUCUGGAAGCCGCCCAUUUGUCUCCCGUCACGCCUUUGAUCGAUCCGCCGAAGCCAACCGACCCGUCCGCUGUCAGGGCUAUUCGGCCGACCACCGCGUGGCAGGCAGCGUUGCUCAACACCUUUGCCAUUCUCCUCGUCUGCGCCGCGGGGGUCUUUGGCUGGUGGAUCGGCACGCAAAAGCAACGCCAUCACAAGAAGGACGAGCCCCAGCCCUUGGACUUCGACGUGUUGGGUCAGAUCUUCGGCUACCUCUGCGCCGUCCUCUAUCUGGGGUCACGAGUGCCGCAAUUACUGCUCAACUACAAGCGUAAAAGCACCGAAGGGGUCUCUCUGCUGUUUUUCCUAUUUGCGUGUAUCGGCAACUUGACCUACGACAUGUCCAUCUUUGCGUAUUCGCCCGUCUGUCAACAUCCUGACCAUUGUCGGCCUGGGGAAGCCAAGGCCAUUUACAUGAGAUAUAUUGCUGUCAAUGCGAGUUGGAUUGCCGGCAGCUUGGGAACGCUGUUGUUGGAUAUGGCGAUUUUCGUGCAGUUCUUCAUGUAUCAGAAAGACGAGGCCGAUGAUUACGAGGAUGCUAUUGUGGAUGAGAGCACCUAA